Molecule: messenger RNA, 3082 nt
Organism: Orbicella faveolata
Lineage: Eukaryota; Metazoa; Cnidaria; Anthozoa; Scleractinia; Merulinidae
Product: dystrobrevin beta-like
Biological process (GO): synaptic signaling
Cellular component (GO): synapse; plasma membrane
Molecular function (GO): zinc ion binding
Source: RefSeq, a predicted model, not a curated record
UUUGGUCUAAAUUUAAUGUGGUUUGAUUUUACAGAUGAGGAAGGUCUUGAUGAAAUCAGAUUUGCAGCCUACCGGACUGCAGCAAAGCUGCUUUUCAUCCAGAACAAAACAAACUUGCAUUUGGUUGAUGUCUACAACAUGAUUGAAGCAUUUCGAGAAAAUGGCCUCAACACUCUUGAUCACAACACUGAGCUCCAUGAAACAAGGCUUGAAGCAAUUGUUUCCAGCAUUUUCUAUGCUUUGAACAAAAGGCUUCCCACAACAAGCUACAUUGAUGUAGAACGGUCCAUAAGUCUGGUGACAAAAUGGCUUUUAUAUGCAUUUGACAGUGAUGCCAUAGGUAGGAUUAGGGUUCUGUCAGUGAAGACUGCUCUUUCCACACUCUGUGCUGGACGUCUGGUAGAUAAAUUGAGAUUUAAAUUCGUUGAUUCCCAUAAUUAUACGUGUAGUGAAUUUGGUUUUAAUAGGCUGAACCAACUUACAAACAUUCUCUCGUUGUUUUCAAGGUACAAGUGUCUUCUUUGUUACAAUUAUACUCUAUGUCAGGAUUGCUUUUGGAGGGGUAAAGCGUCACAAGGACAUAAAAAUGAUCACGAUGUUCGAGAAUACUCCACUUGGAAUGCUGGUGAGAGAGGGAGCUCUUUCCGAAGUAAGUUUCUCUGCGGAGGUGGAAGAAAGAAACGCCCUUCGCUGCCAGACUUCCCGAAAGAGCCAGAGCCUAGCAAAACGCUGGAUGUCACCAACAUUGUACCUCCGUUACCUUCAGAUCUGUCCGGACCCAAUCAGUAUGUGGAUUACGUCUCUAAUCCCACUUCUCCCGAGUCAGUGGAGUCCUCCGUCGCCUCAUCAAACCCGACCAAAAUGGUAGAGGACUUGGACGGAAGAAUGGAUGAUGAGCAUAAGCUGAUAUCAAGAUAUGCGGCUAGGCUUGCGGCGAAUUCGCGCCAGAAACCUGCUAAUAAGGUGAGCAAGUCACCGAGUCAGUCGAGCAUUGACGCCAACAGGGAACAGAGAGAGCUGAUGCAGACUCUCCAAAACAAAAACAGGCUUCUUCUGAAAGAAAUUCGACGCCUGCGCGAUGAACAUGAGGAGACAUCGAGGUCAGCGGCUCAGAUCGCUCAAAACCCUCAACUACUGGCCGAACUCAAGUUGCUAAGGCAACGAAAAGAUGAAUUAGAAUUGCGCAUGUCUGCACUGCAAGAGAGUCGCCGAGAACUGAUGGUACAGCUGGAAGGACUCAUGAACCUGCUCAAAGCAGAAAACAUCUGAACUCAAGACAAGAAGAUGUUCAGUUUUAACUGUUGAAUAAUUUUAAGGGCCUGUUUUAGAAGAUCAAUGUAUGUGAAACCGUUGCUUGGGUCGUCACGUAACACUGCGUUGCGUGACGACGCAAGCGACCAGCUGCUAUGCGUCUGUCCCCAAUCCUGCUUGUGACACCCCUCGCUGCUAAAAGCGUGGGUUGUGAUUGCUGAUGUUCGUUUAAAAGUCGAUUAGGACAGGGAUAAAAGCGAAGUUUCUGUAUGAGGUAACCUACGUUUUGUUACAAUUUAAUCAUGGUUUACUUUGAAAAAGUAUUAUGAAAAUGAUAAAUAAUUGAGGAAAAAUCAAGAUCGCAAAUUAAUGUUUAAUCAGUUUGCAAUGAAAUCUCCUAUGCAGCCGUUAUUUGGGUCGCCACUGUAUAGAACUAGGCUGAAGUAGGUCAUGUCGCUAAAGCAACUGAAAACAUUGCUUUAGAAAGGUAGACUUAAUGUCUUAUAAGUGACUAUUGUCCAGAGUUCGUGUACUAACUCUCGUUUUAAGCCGACAUAGGUAAUUGACCUGUGGUUCCUCUCUCUCCCCUCCCCCAAGAAAAAUAAGUUGAAUUGUAAGCGUUAACAUUUUAAGCAAAAUUAACUGUUUCUUGUAACAUUUUCGAUGCCGGCCAGAUUUACUCGAUAUAUUGGUGUACACUAUAAUUGUGUAUUGGAGCUUUUUUAUCAUUUCGUUUCAAAUGGAAUUUUUUUUAGUUCGCCUUUUGUAUUAUAACUUAACAUUACAAGAUGGUUACGCCUCAUUGUGUAAUAAUACUAAGUUAAAAUGUCACCCACUCUGUGUGGAUUUAUAAGGUUAAGCCAGAGUAUAUAAAUGAAUUGUAAAGGAAUAUUGCCACGCGACCAUCGAAAUUUGGUCACGUGAUUUAUAAAGAAAUCAAAUAAUAUUGUUUUUUUUUGGCGUCGUGUUCGCCAAGGAAACCGACAAAUUGUUAUUUUUUAUUGUUUUGUAAUUAUCAUCAGAGUUAAGGUUAAGAGGGAUAGUUUCGCUCCAUGUAUUUUUUGGAGAUUGAACUAAAAUAGUAUCUUGAAUUUUUUUUUAAUAGAAUCUUUUCCACAAUGAAAUUGUGUUUUGUUAUCAGGACAGUGAUAGUUAAUAUGCUAUUCUUUUGGCAAUGAUAAAUAUACAAAUUAUGAGGAUACUGGGUAGAAUAUGAUAUACAGAUAUUAUCGUGUUAAUAUGAAUCGCUAAAUUUAUGUCAAGACAAAUAACAGCUUGUUAAAAAUCUUCUCGGAAAAAGUAAUGCAGGUAAAUGUUGGCAGGGCGAGCGAAGCAAAGUACAGUCGAGGAACAAGUACCGUCUUAGCGAAUUUUCGUUGAAGUUUCGACAAAUUUCCGAUCGUUAUUGUCCAAUCAAAACAUAGCACGAGCAAUCCGAAAGUUGUCACGUCAGCUCGUAGUCUGUUUGGUUUGAUUCUGUUCGGAUGGGUCAAAUUUAGUUUGGGUUAGUUCGGCUGUACUCGAGAGGUUUGGGCUAGUUCGGAUCUGUUCGGAUGGAUUUGGUCAAGUACAGCAUAUUUCGGUCCUACUCGGUUUGACUCGGUUCAAAGUGGUUUUGUUUGAAUGCUAAACGGUGACCUGAUUCCUCGACUGGCCAAAGCAAGGAAACCGCACCAUACAGACUGGAAAAACAAGCUGAGCAUGGUUUAUAUAAGCGUUAGUUUCAGCGCCUUUACAUCUAAAGUGAAUUGAAUAGUACAUUUAGAUGUUAUCAAACGCUUUCUCUCUAGGUUAAGAGAAAUAAAUGGAAACAACAAAAUGUUGUUCGUGA